CGGUGAGUCGACUGUAGUCGUUUAUAAACUAUCGUUAUCCUAAAAUUGAUUGAAUUUUUAUAUAUUAUUAUAAUUGUGCGCACAAUUUUCAUAUUUCUUUCGAUAAUCAACGCUAAUUCUUUUGUCGAAAGAUGGCAAAUAUAAUUACAAGUGAGAAUAAUUGUUCAAGGAACAGAGAAACGGAACGUAGCUUGACAGUCGGUCACGAAGCGAUCGAUUUUGAAAGGAACGCCGUUCUUCGAAAAUACGGAACCAAUCGAUCGUAUGCUAACCUUAGAGAGUAGAAGACCGAAUAAAUGGAUACCUAAUACGAAACGCAUCGAAUCAGUGAUUGUACGUUCAUAAGUGGCAAUGAGGACGCGCGGUUUGGAUCGAUCAAAGAAUUAGAAUAGUUCUUUCUCUCUCCCUCUUUCUCUCUCUCUCUCUCUCUCCCUCUCUUUCAUCUCUUUCCCCUUAUUUCCCAUCUCUCCCUCCCUCCCUCCCUCCCUCCCUUCCUUCCUUCGGAAGAGAAUGAAAGUGUGCUAGAAAAAACGUGACAUCGAGUGCAUUGGUCGUGAUUUCCUUUUCCUUUACGUAUUUCGUGUAUAACGUGUGUUACGAACACGUAUGUGCGUUAUUUCUAAUAUAUACGUGUAUGCGCCUGUGCGUGUGCAUGCGCGCGCGCGCGCGCGAGCUCCGGCGAUGUCAGAAGUUCAUCGCAUGAAAGCAAUUGUCGGUUUUGUUCGAUAAGAAUGGGGCUGCCGGUGAUCGACCGACGGUUAGUGGUUUAACGUAACAUAACAUUACUUGACGCUACUGCAAACAUAGUAUGCAUAUUGGUGAAUAUAGAUGAGUGACACAUGUAUACGUAGCUGGUGUACAAAUACAUGGGGAUAUAGUUAGUGCGUGUGCGUAGGUGGGUAUCGAAUAUAAUGUGGGUGUGGGUGUGCGUUGUUCGUACGUAUGGACGUUCGUACGUACGCGUAUUUUGUGGUAACGUGUAAUGGCAUGGAAAUGAGGCGCGCGCGAGUGUCACGCCGAAAGAUACGCCUCUCGCCUGGAAAGCUACUUUGUGCUCUAAACUCGAAAGGAGAAUCCUCUCGCGAGUGGCCGCUCUUACCGGUUUAACCUCGUCGACAUCGUGCGUGUGUUCCUUCUGGCCUUUGAUUCUAUUUAUCCGGUUUUCGGAUACAUCUGUAAUUUUCCAUUGAAUUUUCAUCAACAUGUAUUAACAUCAAGUUACAACGAUUGUAAAGGGUCUCGUUCGUCAUUCACGACCUUCUUCAGAAUCUUUGGAUAUCCGAAAGAAAAAUGCGCAACGAGUGGCUAAGAAACUUGUUCGCGACAGCAAUUUUCGCCCUUAUGGUACAUGGGCAAUUGAGAUCACCGCGUAUAACGGAACAUCCUUCGGAUAUAAUAGUGGCCAAGAAUGAGCCGGUAACAUUGAAUUGCAAGGCGGAAGGUAAACCUCAGCCCGUGAUUGAGUGGUAUAAGGACGGUGAACUGGUUCAAACAUCACCCGGAGAUGCAAAAUCACAUCGUGUUCUUCUUCCUACGGGAUCUCUUUUCUUCUUGAGAGUAAUGCACGGGAAAAAAGAACAAGACGGAGGAGUGUAUUGGUGCGUUGCAAGAAAUCAAGCAGGUUCUGUUCCAAGUCGAAACGCAACGCUAACUGUCGCAGUGUUGAGGGAUGAGUUUCGUGUCGAACCACAAAAUACAAGAGUCGCAGCUGGAGAGACUGCUCUGUUAGAGUGCGGACCACCCCGAGGUCAUCCAGAACCAACGCUGCAUUGGAAAAAGAAUGGUCACGAGAUAGAUUUGGAUGCUACUAAACGUAUCACUUUGGUAGACGGAGGAAAUUUGAUGAUUUCGGAUGUUAGGCAAACUGAUCAGGGAAAAUAUCAAUGCGUUGCCGAGAACAUGGUGGGCGUGAAAGAAUCUGCAGUGGCAACUUUAACAGUUCACGUGAAGCCAUUCUUCUUGUCGACUCCUGCGAAUCAAACGAUCCUGGCUGACCAAACGGCUGAGUUCGCCUGCCGCGUAGGCGGCGAUCCUCCACCUGAGAUCCUUUGGCGUCGAAAUGAUGGGAAAAUGCCAAUCGGGCGGGCGCAUAUUUUGGACGACAAAAGCUUGCGAAUCGAAAGAGUGACGUCGCAAGAUCAAGGGACGUACAUUUGCGAUGUUGAGAACGGUGUCGGUGCCAUAUCUGCGACUGCAACUUUGACAGUACAUUCGAGGCCAAUAUUCAGCAGUUUUCCAAAAGACGAGAUAGUCAGCGUCGGAUCGAACGUUUCGUUUUCUUGCGCGGCUCGUGGCGCACCGCAGCCUUCUAUCUUUUGGACACGCGAAGGUUCUCAAGAAUUAAUGUUCCCUGGAAACGAAUACCAAGGACGUUACAAAAUCACAGAGGAUGGGAGUUUACGUAUCAAGAGCGUACUUGGAAAAGACGAAGGACACUACGUUUGCAGCGCGAUCAGUCAGGCUGGUGCGAGCACAGCUACAGUCUUUCUUCAGGUUACAUCGGUCGAGGAGGUUCCACCGCCUGUCAUCGAAAUUGGAGCAACGAAUCAAACGGUGCCUCCGAAAAGUGAAAUUUCUUUGCCGUGCCGUGCAUUCGGAAGACCUAGCCCAAAAAUCCGCUGGUACAAGAACGACCAACUUGUACGAAUCGAUGGCGAUGAUCGAUUUGCGAUCGCUGGUAACGGCACUCUUUCUCUAAAAAAUCUUCAAUCGAGCGACACGGGAAUAUACAAGUGUGUUGCAUCCUCCGAGUCCGGGAAUACGUCAUGGUCGGCUAGUUUAACGAUUAGCCCAGCAGCGAGUUAUCACGGCGUCGUCGUGCCAGAUAUAUCGCUACUUCCUGAAAGUCCAAGCAAACCAAGAAUAGUGAAUACCACUAGCAACACGGUCACGCUCACCUGGAGCCCGGGACACGAAGGCGUUAACAAAAUAAUCGAUUACACGGUCGAGUAUUUUGCUACGAAUCCAAAGACUAGCUGGAUCGUUGCCGGAACGAGAAUAAUAGAUGACGUUUAUACCGUAACAAAUCUCAAGCCAGAUACGAGUUACGUGUUCCUUGUUCGUGCUCGAAACAGUCAGGGCCUUUCCGUUCCUGGACCGUUUUCCGAUGUGGCGCGCACGACUAAUAUCGAUCAACACGCGAUUCCUCAAACUGAACUAAUUCGAGCAAGAGAUCGUCUAAACAGUGAAAUUCUUUACUUGAAGGAUGUUCAGCCUUUGAGCAGUACCAGCGUAAAGAUCGUAUGGGACAUACUGGGAGCUGCCGAUUUGGUCGAAGGCUUGUAUAUAAGAUAUCGUCAAGUUUCCGAGAAGCCAGAAUAUCGAAUGGUCACGGUACUGAAUGCCGGAGCAACCAGCUACGUUUUGACCAAUUUAAACAAGUACACGCGUUACGAGUUCUUCCUAGUUCCUUUUUUCAAGACUAUCGAAGGGAGACCGAGCAACGUGAAACUGGCGAUCACGCUGGAAGACGUACCUUCCGGGGCACCUGAAAAUGUUCAUGUCGGCAUGAUAAAUGUGACCUCGGCAUUCGUCCGUUGGUCUCCACCGCCGAAAACCACACAGAAUGGACAAUUAAUAGGAUAUAAGAUUCAAAUCAAGAGCAAUAGCAGCAACAAGAUUUUGGGCCAGAUGUCUUUAAAUGCGUCGACAACGUCCGUGAUUAUCAACAGCCUAACGACAGGUGGUCUUUACACGGCGCGCGUUGCCGGGUUAACUCGUGUAGGUCUUGGACCGUUUUCCAAUCCAACCGUUUUGAACAUGGAUCCAGGACAAUUGACGCAGUUACCGCCACGAACCGAUCCGAGUCAAAGAAAUGCCUCUAUCGUGAGUGAAACUUGGUUUUUGAUUCUCGUGAUAACGGUCGUAUUAACCAUUAUCGCCGCGUUAUUGGGCGCUGUUUACGUUCGUCGAAGGCAAGCGAUGAGUAAACAACUCGGCCAUUUGAAUGUUCCUGUCGGCACGGCUAAUGACAUUUGUCAAUUAAACAAAGAUACUCUGUGGUUAGAGCGUGGUUGGAGGCCGAGUAACACACUCCAGGCUUCCACCACCGAUAAGGACUGCGAAACGAAGCUAUUAAGCAAUCAGAAUCAAAUCGGCCUCCCACCUGGAAUCGUUGGAAUGGCUGGCUCGGAAUACGCUGAAGUUAAUCUAACGACAUUUUACAAUGCUCGAAAACAGUUGCAAGCUCCGCCAGAACCAUACGCCACAACGACACUGUGCAUGCCUGCUCGUAGCCCGGAUUCGAUAGAAACCGCCGGUCGAAAGUCGAAUUCCAGCGAUUCUUGUCUCAAGCCGGACUAUUCGAGUUUAGAUUCGAACUUGGAUCGUAACAAAUCAACCGUGUCUCCGAGCAGCGACAAUGCCAGCAGCGUUUAUAACGCAGAGGAUAAUACGGAAGCGCAAAGAAGAGCUCAUCAAUACAGAAUGCCGCUGCCAAAUGAAAAUCAACCACCGAAUUGGUGCGAUAUGCUGCCACCUCCGCCGGAACAUCCGCCCUCGUUCGAGGGAUCUCUCGGUUCUACCAGAUCGCAUUCGCAUACGCAUCAACACCAACACCAACAUCAGUAUCAAUAUCAUCAUCAUCAUCAUCCGCAUCAAAUGCAGCAUCAGUAUCAGCAUCAACACCAUUAUCAACAGCAGCAGCAGCAGCAACAACAACAACAACAACAACAACAACAACAACAGCAACAACAGUACCAACAUCAAACCGCCUUUAGCCCCCACCUAGGCAAGAGAAGUAUCGAAAGGCAAAACGAUUUGGACUUGAUCACGAGUGCAGGACUAGCGUUGGGACUGGGUUUAAGCUCGAGUUCGAAUUCAGGUUCCGGUUCUGGUUCGGGUUCUGCAGGUGGAAGCGGCGGCGGCAGCGGCGGCGGCAGUGGUGGAGGCACUGGUAGCGGUGGUGGUGGAGGAGGUGGCUCCGGUUCGGGCUCGGGAUCGAGAAAUUCGCAAAGUCCACCGAGUCCGCCGACCAGAAUAAUUAACAAUUUAGGAGGUUCGAAUACAAUUUGGAACGAUUCGGGUCAGCAGACUCAACCAUUCGACAAUUCUAUUCCGCAAACUAACGUGCAUCAGCAAGGUAGAUACACGAGUUUGCCUCCGCAAACGAAUCCACCGGCACUGCCCGUCUUUCCACAAUCGUUCGACUGUUACGAUUCGUACAAAGGUAAUCACGAAAACGAAUACGAGAGCGGCUCUCUUUUGUACGGUCAACGAAAUGAUUCGCCAUCGGAAGACUACGAUUCUGCGUACAGUCAUGUAAAUCGUGCGGAUUCACGAUCAGAACGAUCAAUAGCGAACGAGGAUAUCUAUCGACGAAACGAUCAAGAUAUCUAUACAACGGAGAACCUUUAUCAAGCUGAGAACGACGAAUGGGAUAGAAAGUCCUGCGAUUCGAAUGCACACUCGGAUAUUUGUUGUUCCUGUUCGGAAUCCAGUUGCCUCUAUGGGAACACCCUCGAAUACAACGACCAAUUCGCUCCGACAUCGGCCAAUUGCCUCCAUGGUAAAACAGGUUCUCGAAAUAGAAGUGGCAAAAGUCCACGUAGAAGAAAUACUAGAACUGCUUCACCGACCUAUAGUAGCGGUGACAGUAAUUAUUCUUGUAUCCCUCCAAGGCAAUCUGGAAACAUUAGCUCGCAAGAAAGGACGAGGCAUAACCGUGGCAAAGAUAAAGUGCCUAGCUUUUCGAGAAUCGGCGGCUAUCCUCAGCACAAUUCCUCGGCCUCGAACACAGUCAGCAGUUCUGGAAGUCAAAGAUACAACAAGCUGAACAACGUUUUCGUAGGUGGUGGGAAUUCAAACGCUCCUAUAGAGUGCAGUCGGCCGGCCGACCUUCGCGAUGGCUAAUGUCACAAGGAUUCUCGGAGGAUCAAGACCGACCGAUAGAAUCGACCGUUGGCGAUACGAACCGCUGUUUCAACCUCAAACGAAUUACUUGGAUCGCAACGAAUCGUAGCCGUCUCGCGCGACAAUAUCGCCAACAUUCUCAAAGUACCUUUUCCGGGCUAAGCUCGUCCACGAUAUCUCCAAACCUUAAUAGCUACUCGUAUUAACCGUGAUAUUCCUUUAUUCCUCUCUCUCUUUUCUUCCUUCCACCCUCUGCCGCGCGAAACUCUUUCAUUCAUAUUCAUUAAUAUUCUCCUAAUAGAUGGGUUUAACCUCGUCUCCAUUAGCCCUGUUUUUUACGCAAGUAGUGCGAAGAAUGCGUUCGUCUCGUAGCUUCGAUACUUUUCAUAAUUACCUAACCGAGUUGUUACGUUUCUUCGUUUUUUGCUCAAUAUAUACCAACCACUGCCAUUGAGUAAUGAAAAUGGAUGAUGGACGAUAUGGUUGACAGUGAACAGUGAACAAUGAACAGUGAACAGUGAACAGUGAACAGUGAACAGUGAACAGUGAACAGGAUGCGAGAUGAUGAAUAUGACGAAAAGAAAGUGUUAUAGAUCGAAUAGAUUUAGUUUCAUAAUCUUUGUUCGUGAGUAAUUUACGAUUUCAACGUCGACUUCGACAUUGCAAACGAUAUUAACACGCAAUAUAUUGUUACGCGUAUGCGUACAUGGCAGUUCUGUGCGCUGGAGCAAUGUGGCACUUGUGUACUUUCCAGAAAUUUUAAAUUUUCGCCGCUCAGAGUUCCGCACGGUUCGAUUAUUUUCCAAUGCAACGUUCCUAAAUGGUUAAAAAUGAUUCUUUAACUUUGUCGUGCGGAUACGAACGUGUUGCCACGUGAUACUUCUUAAACGACAUACACACGUAUGCACAACUUUUAAGGGUACGUGCAGCAAAGAACGAUCGACUGUCGUGCAACAAGUAUUACAUCAUAUCGAACAGUUUUUUUUUGCGUAUGUACAUGUACGUGUGCGUGUGCGCGCGCGCGCGCGCGCGCCUGUGUGUCUGUGUGCAGAAGCUUCUUUGUUCUAUGAGCAGUUGAAACAAUGGAAAGUAGCUAUCGACCGAUAUCUUUCGUCGUAAAUCUCCAAUGCGAAUCGGAAACGAGCAGCUAUCGUCCGUAUUCUGUUCGUUGCAUCGAUCGAAAGGGAAAAAACAAUUGUCACGUAACAUUGACGAAUUGAUUCGUCGGUAAUCGCUUACGAAUACCAGUGAAGAUUACGGCAGACAAAGAAAAUACGAAUAAGUGACAAGCUACGAGGACGACGACCAACAGUGUUGAAACGGCCAUUAUAAUAUUCUAAAUUGGAUCUAAUCGGGCGUCGUUGAUCCGAGCACGUUUACAAACUGCAUCUCUUGGUUCCUCCUAAUCUCAGUGUAUGUUGCGUGAGAGUUCGUCGAGGCUUCGGAAUUGGAACGAAUCUGUAAUGUAAAUUGAGAUAGUCGAGUAGAGGACACACGUUGUGUAAUAAUCGCUCAAAUUCGUUGUAAUUAGUUUGUUCUUCUUUCGCGUGAGGAAACAAAGAAUAAAUAUUAUUAAAGAAUUGACUGAUUGUAGGUCGGCGAUCGUCGAACUAUACUAUACCGUUCUAAUGAAUGGGUUUAUUAAUACGUUGAGCGCGGCACCGGUCCUUAGGGGCUGGCAAUGAACUUUCCGUGUGAACGGCGCCGGUCCCUGCGAACCGGUACUGAACUUUUCGUUUGGCCGACGUCGGUUCCUGGGGUCGACAGUAUUAAAGUUAAAAAUAAAUGUAGUCAUUUCAAUGAAAUUUAUUAAAACACUCUACUAAACAAAAAUGUGGCUUGGAUUUACACAUAUUACAAAACGUGACAAUUUUUUUGGUCAAAUUUUUGGCUAUCUUGCGUUCAAGUAGUUUUGAAUUGUUAUCAUAACAUCCCGAACAAUAUCUUCGCACUUUAUGUACGUCUCCUUCCUUUUUGUGUAAUUUAUGAACAAUUCUUCCUUCAACUUGGAUAUCUGGCUGAUUGCCUUUUGGAUCAAACCAUUCAUUUCGAUCACAGAUUCAACAGUAGAUAAGCCCAAGUGCUUACCAGUGCGUGAAGUCGCGUGCCUUGAAGUCGCGGAUCACCCUGUAUCAUCGUAUCACUUGAGCGCUCGCUCGCUGCCGGCUAAACGGAAAAGAUAGCAAUUUCGGCGCCGCGCUCAACGUGUUAACAGACGUUAACAAGCGUCAAAGAGAAAUAACAGACGCUGAACGCACUGCCGAAUAUCACAAUUCCGAAUAUCACAAGACUACGUAGAUCGGGUGUGGAGAUACGAUUCAAUGUGUAACAUAAGUAUAUAAAAUUAUCCGCGCGAGUAACGGUUCGCAAAUGAAAUUGGUAAAUCCGUAGAUCGCAUAUAGAAACAUACAAGUAUAAUCCAUCCAGAAAGGUGAGAAACAAGAAUAAAAGAGGAAAAAGCUAUUAGUAACGAAUUAAAUUAAAAGAAGGAGAGCGUUCGUUUUCGUAGAGUGUUUAAAUAAAUGAUAAAUUUCGAACAAGAGUUAGAGAAAGAGAGAAACGUAGCAACGUAGAACUUAUAUUUUAAGUAUUCACCGUAACAAUAUUCAAACAUUAUCUCUGAUAGUCUGUUUAGACUGUACACUGAGUUUGCCAAACUUCGUCUUUACGGACUCUAUUGACUGGUGGUAAAUGGUCCUUUUCUAUAGGCACAUAUGUAUGUAGAUUCUUUUUGGGAGAAGAAACAAACAAACAAACAAACGAACAAACACCUCCAAAUCUGUACAUAAAUUCGCACUCGAACUCUUCCACAAUAUAGGAGCAGUUCGAUCGAUAGUAGUUACUUAUUUAGAUACCGAAAAUAUUUCGAGUUCAAGAUCGAGAACUCGUGAUACUUUUGUCACAGAUUAUGCGACAGAGUAAACGAUUCUUGAACCAGUUAUACCGAACCAUCCUAUCAAUUUGCAAAGCGAAAAAGGUAAUGACGUUAUUUUUAUAGUUUCUCAUAUUUGCACGAUUGUUAUGAUGGUUCAAACUGUUUGUAUGUAUCAUAUUACGCGUAACACCUUCAACGUUGAACGAAAAUAGAAGAUCGCGUACGGAUCGUGAUGACACACACACACACACGCGCGCGCGCGCGCAUGUACACGCACGCACACACCAAAUUCUUUUUUCCUUAAACUCGCUUUUAUUCGCAUCCCCACUAUCGCGGACUUACUGCGCAACCCCCCCCCCCCCUCCGCUUCCCCUUCUCAAUCCCGUGCAUCUUUAAUUCUUUCAUUCUCGUUUCUCGUGUCGUCUAUUGGCCCGUAAUUUGAGUUGUCCUGUCUAUCUUAAAUUGCUCUUACGCUUAUGCGCUUGUUCUUGCGCUCGUCGCAUCUUCAUUAAUUCUCCAUUUACUCUACCACUCGACCACCUGCCGAGAAUUAAAACCGGGUACGGAAUAUAACGAGAAACACAUGUCGAUGUGUUCUUCCGUUUGUGAAAAGUGAAAAGUGAAAAGUGAAAAGUAAGCAAAUUGAAUGUAAUCCGAACUAAAUCGUCUUCGUUGAAAUCGAUUAAACCAACUUUGCCCCGAGCGAGGGAAAGUUUCACGAAAGUUUCAUAAGUGAUUUAUUAUCAAUCACUGCCAAUAGCUGAAUAGUCUCUUGCGAAGAUUGGACGCUUUGUUGACCGACUGACAAAAAUUGUCGACACGGUAGAAUAACUAUAUAUAUAUUUUAUAGUCGCAACGCGCUAAUCGUCAUAUCAUUAACAUUCGGAUCGAAAGAUCUAAUAACGAUAAAAAACGUUCCGAACACUACGAUUCGAUAAGUUUCAAUUUUACUUGCAUCUUUUAGCCGCUAGGUCUAAAUUAAAUCGCGAAGGCUGAUAAGUGAUUUAGCUUAAAUAUUCUUUACGUUUUGUAAAUAAAGCGCAUAAAAGAAACAGAAAUUGUUCGUUCGUUCGUUCGUUCGUAAGCGUUUUCGUAGGCAAUAACUUAUUUAUUAUAAAACAAAUGCAAGUGAUUGUCCACUUUGAACAUGUUAUUGAAAAGGAAAAUAUGAUACUAAUAAAAUUGGUCGAUACAGGCUAGUGUCAUACGCGUACAGGCAAACACAAGACGCGCACAAAUGUAGAUAAUUAAAAAGUAAUAAUUAUUAUUGUCAAGUACUACAUAUGCAUAUAAAGCGAUAUACAAAAGCGUUACGCAAUAUACGAGUAACGAUUAUUAAUAAAAAGAAAGAAAAAGUGAUGUUGAACAUA
This is a messenger RNA of Bombus pyrosoma, 10095 nucleotides long. RefSeq names its product roundabout homolog 2-like. Gene Ontology annotation, molecular function: axon guidance receptor activity; protein binding. Gene Ontology annotation, cellular component: plasma membrane; axon. The record is from RefSeq and is a predicted model, not a curated record. The transcript has 11 exons. Gene Ontology annotation, biological process: axon guidance; Roundabout signaling pathway; cell-cell adhesion. The coding region runs from base 1291 to 5850 and encodes 1519 amino acids. NCBI's taxonomy places the organism in Eukaryota, Metazoa, Arthropoda, Insecta, Hymenoptera, Apidae.